ACAAGCUUUGAUGUAUUUAGAGCUUGUUCUUAGAUUAGAGGAUUUGGAGUGGACUGGUCCUUGUACUUAUUUUCUUUUCUUUAGAACAUUUUUUUGCUUAGUUAUCCACUACUAUCCUACAUUGAUUCAUUUUGAUUAAGUUGUAAUUGCUUAAAUAUAAGUCAAUAAAAGGACUACCUCCCAUUGCCAGCCUAGAGCCCCAACAGCUGUGUCUCAGAGGCAUUCUUUGGAGUGUGUGAUAGAUGCUCCAGGUGACUUUAUUCUCAAGGAUUUAUUCUAAGUAUUACAAUGAAGAUAGCUGUAAAGGUUUUCACCAUCGUCAUCAUCAUUUCAGUUGUUUGCUAUGCAGAGAAGAAAUCCUGGACAUCAGAUCCUGUCUUGGAUUUGGCACCAGAUAGUGUUGAUGACCAGUUUACAGGCUGUGAAGACGAAAUGUACAAGCUGAUUAUAAAAACGAUUUUACCAAAUGAGUUGAACUCUAAUAGAAAUUUUACAAAUGUUUGGAAUAAUUAUCAAAACAUUAGUGAUUAUUUUAAAAGAAUAAUAAAAGUCUACACAUCUAAUGAAAUUUAUUCAGAGUUCAAUAAUGCUGUAAGGUCGGGCAGAAGGAGUUAUAUCAGUAACUUCAACUAUAAGGCCUUUCAUUUCUUGCUUACACGUGCCAUACAAGUUUAUCAAGUAAAUACUACUACUACUACUGUUUUUCGCAGAACCAAUGUUACGUUUAAUAAAAAUGUUCUUCAUAAGGAAGUAAGACUUGGCGGAUUUGCAUCAACAUCACUUAAAAGUAAUAAAAUACAAUUUGGCAAUCGAUCCUGUUUUAAGAUUGAGACUUGCUAUGGUGCAAACAUAGCCAGUAUGUCUGUGUUCCCUGGGGAGGAGGAAGUGCUAAUCCCACCGUUUGAAAAAUUCAAGAUCACCAGUAUCAAUACUGGUAAAAACGAAAUGAACUGCACUGUCCUUUACACUCUACAGAGCACUGGAAAGUUAAGUUAUAUGAACUGUAAGUUACUUUAA
Messenger RNA from Clarias gariepinus (North African catfish), 1017 nucleotides. Its product is annotated as erythroblast NAD(P)(+)--arginine ADP-ribosyltransferase-like. The record is from RefSeq and is a predicted model, not a curated record. Gene Ontology annotation, molecular function: NAD+ poly-ADP-ribosyltransferase activity; NAD+-protein-arginine ADP-ribosyltransferase activity. Lineage: Eukaryota; Metazoa; Chordata; Actinopteri; Siluriformes; Clariidae. Bases 289 to 1017 code for a protein of 242 amino acids. The transcript has 3 exons.